UUACUCUCACUUUUUCUCUCAAAGACAUUUUAGCUCUAACUUCCUACAGUACAGCCUAGUUAGAGUUUUCCUGUUCGAAGUCUGCUUUGGAAACGCUGCAGUGUCGCUGCUGAGGAAAAGAGUCCAGGAUUACAAGAAAAAGAGGAUCAGGUUUUUAAGGAGUGUUUUACAAGUCUGGGACAUCUGGGGUUUGAGAGAAACUGUUCUGCUAACCUUUCAGCUGCAAGGAGCUCACUUUAGGAUCUGCGCCGUCCUGGUGGGUCACUCAGCCGGACUGAUGUGGAAUGCGACCCUUUAUGACCCCAUCCCACGGGCCUCUAUUCAAUGAGCCGGACUCGGGAGAGAACAGAUAAUAGAGGCAAGAGAAUAGAAUAGCACACAAAAAAUAGUGAAGUAGCACCAGCAGGAGUAUUCAGACUGGUAAGAAAGUUAAAGGGGUCCUUGAAGGUGGAGAAAAAGAACUUAAAAUACAAAGGAAAAGGAAUAAAGAGACCUGUGACUACAAAAGUCUUUCUUGGGACUGCAAGACAUUCUUGAACGCAACAGAAACAUUGACCCUUAGCCUUCAUUUCACCUGUAAAAAUUAAUCCCACUGCUAACAAUCAUGCCAGUGGAGACCCUUCAUCCCACAGAUGGCCGUCUUACUGGGGGUCCCUUCACCUCUGCCAUGCCUUUCCGAAUCCUCAACAAAGGCCCGGACUACUUCCGCAGAGCGCCCGAGCCAGGAACGCGGAAGCUGAGUGCAGUUGAGCGCCUGGAAGCGGACAAGGCCAAGUACGUAAAGAGUCAGCAAGUAGCACUCAAUAAACAAGAACCUGUGAAACCCCCAAUCAUCCGCAAACCGCUGUUAUCACCAAGCAUGAUGAUGCAGUGCAGAAUAAACACUCCACCAGCAAGGAAGAUUACCCGGCGCCUACUUGAGACAGAGAACGGAGGACCGGACCAUGGCAUUAGCAGAGGACCACAACUUAACCUUGAAGUACUCAAUAAUCUAAUCAACGUCUGCGACGGACCGCUUACAUCCUCGCCUACCCCAUCUUCUCCUUCUCCCUCAGCCUCCUCACCCUCUUCCGGAGGUCAGAGUGUUGGUAGUGGACAAUCUGCAGAACCUCAGCACUGCAUUAACUUCAAAGCACACCUUGGCUCAACGCCCAACUCCUCUCGCACCUCCUCUCCUCUUAACAAUCAGUCCUCACCUGCUGAGCCCAGCCGAAAGCCGCCUCCGGUCCCAGCCAGAGCUCCCCGGCUGGUACCACAAGGUAGUUACGGGACCCCCAACUCCGUAACUGUACGACGGGUGGAUGUGCGACCACAGGCAGAGAUCAGGAAACCUCAGAGAUUGCCUCUUCAACCCAAACCUAGACAAGUUCAAGUAGCUCAACCACAGAUAGCUCAGCCACAGGCACCUCCAACACAGCAGCAACCUUCGGGAACUCACCCUGCAUCCCCCUGCACCCCCUUCAGCCCGCUGAUUCUACGCCCUGGCGUUCUACCCCCGGCUUCCCCCGCUUUCACCCGCAUUUCCACAGCCAGCUCUCGAGGGUCACGUCCCGGUUCAACCCGGAAGCAUCCCUCCCUCCACCGCUCCAAGUCGGACUUGAGCGACCGCUACUCUCGGGCCACUGCUGACCUGGAGCGCUUCUUCAACUACUGUGGACUGGACCCAGAUGAGGUGGAAGGAAUGGGUGGUGUGGAGCGGUUUGCCCGGGCAAAUUCAGACAUUGUUUCGGUCUCCAAACUCCGGAGCGUCAGUACACCUAGCUCAGAGUGUGGGGAUGGACGACGAGGAGAGGAGGAGGAUGACUGCGAUGACGAUGGGCCUAUAAAGCCCAGUGAGCGUGUUCCUUGCGGCAUUUCGGUCAUUGAGAGGAACGCGCGUGUCAUAAAGUGGCUCUACGGUAUUCGACAAGCACGGGAUGCCUCCCAAAAUAUCUCCAAUGUCUAGAAGCUUCUCUCUGGUUGUCUACUCAGACAGAGACGAUGUAAAUAAGAUAGAGACUUGCUGUAGUAUUCAGUUGAUGUCUAUCACACACCUAAUAUUUAUUAUGUUCUUGUUUGAAGAUGUUUAAAGGCUCUGACA
Molecule: messenger RNA, 2080 nt
Organism: Sinocyclocheilus grahami
Lineage: Eukaryota; Metazoa; Chordata; Actinopteri; Cypriniformes; Cyprinidae
Product: protein FAM110A-like
Exons: 2
Coding region: 605-1945 (446 amino acids)
Source: RefSeq, a predicted model, not a curated record